UGGUGAAGUGUCAAGAGAGUUCCUUCCAGAGCUUUCAGCUGUACAAGUCCUGAACAAGGAAUCCCAUCUUGAUAUUUGUGGUACAGUACAUUCAGACUUUGUAUGCUUAGCACAAUUCAGUCAAUAUUCAAUUGAUCAAAGGUAGCAACAAGUACACCAUUUACACUACUAGUCGACAUUAGAAUCAAGAUGUCUGUAUCCAAAGCAUUGCAGUUUAUGGAUAAAAAAGAUCUUGAGUGUGCCAUCUGCCUCAACAGGUUUCACCAACCAAAGACACUGAAAUGCAUGCACACCUAUUGUCUACAGUGUAUCCAAAAAUGGGUGGAAACUCAUGGAAAGAUGAAAUGCCCAACAUGUGGACAAGAACAUGAUCUAACAAAAGAAGACCUAAAAAAGCUAGCUUCCAAUACAAUGAUAAGUCAACUACUAGAGUAUGUCAUGAAAAUUGAGGACCAGAAACCGACUAAAUGCUCUUUCUGUGACAAUCAACCAUCAUACCACUGCUCAACAUGUCAGCUGUAUUUAUGUGGAGGCAACUGUAUCAAACAACACAAGGCCGUACCUUCCACUAAGGAUCAUCCACUUUACACAUUAGACAUAAAGGAACAGGAGGGCAAUCAAUGUCCAGCUCACUGCAACAACACACUAGAAUUUUACUGCACUACUUGUAACAAAUCUGCAUGUAAGCAAUGUGAACACAUUUUUCACUGUUGUCAAAAACAACAUGAAGUGAUUCCAAUGUCAACUGCUGUAGAUGAGUUUAACAAAGAUGCCAAUGAAAUUGUUGAGUUAGCUCAUGAAAUUAAAAAUAAAUUAACAGAAAAACUACAAAUUUUAACUAAAGACAGAUUACAAUUUGAUUCCCAAGUAAAGUUAUGCAGAACAGCCAUAGAAAUUCAUGAAAAGAAACUUAUCAAGAAAGUUCAAGAGAAAAGCAAAGAAUUAAUAUCAGACCUUGACAAUAUAUACAAAACAAAUAAAGGAAAUUUCGAUAGUGAAAUUAAUGAUAUUGAUUCAAAGAUGACUCAAUUAAAGAAUCUAAUAGUUUCAAUCAAUUCAAUAAUGAACAAACCAGAAAAAACAAAAACUCUUUCAUCCAAAAUGAAAACUAUAAAAGCUGUUAAAGACAAUGUCCUAGAAACUGAUUUUGAACAAUCAUUUCAACAGAGAAAUAUCAAACCAAAUUGUAUUCCAUCCAUGCAACUGGAUGAGUUGAUGAAUACUGAGGGCAUUGGUAAAAUCACAACUGCUGAUAGCAUGACAUACAAUGUUGCUGAAGAUGAUGAACAAAUUACUGUGACAAAAGGUCAACCAUUUGUAGUGAAAGUAUCAAGUCCAACAGAAACUAAUCAAUUAGUUGCAACACUACUGAACUCAUCAGGUGAAGAAUCAGCAACUCAGAUAGAAUAUCAGGAAGGUAAAGAGUACAAAAUAACAGGUAGAUGCAAUGUGGAAGGUAAUUGGAAAAUGAAGAUCACUGUUGGCGCUGCAUACAUCAAAGGAUCUCCAGUGAAUAUCAAGGUAGAAACACUGGGACUUGUUCAUACCAUUGAUAACAUAUCAGAUUAUAAAGAACAUAAUAAAACAGAGACUGUGACAGAUGUAACGUUAGAUAGAGAUGGAUGCAUAUUAGUAUCAAGCUGUAGUAAAGAUAUAUUGAAAUUCAACCAAUCCGGUUCAUUUGUUGCUAGGAUACAGGUACCACAAGAUUUAAAGAUAACUUUCAUGCAUCCAACAGGUGAUGGUCACAUAUUGUUUAGUGAUGUCUUAGAAAAUCGUGUUGUAAUGUGUGAUUAUAAAUUUCAAGAAGUCCGCUCAAUUGGUAAAGGGAUGUUGGAAGGUUCAGGUGGAUUGACAUUCAACAAGGAAACUAGAGCCUUGUAUGUUGUAGAUUUUUGUGCUCACUGCAUUUAUAAAUUCAAUGUUGAUGAUAGUAGACAUCUUGGUACAUUAGGUUCAAAAGGUAAUGGAGUGGGUCAAAUGCUGAACCCAACAGAUGUUGCUUUGACCAAGGAAGGUCAUCUGAUUGUUGCUGACAAUGGGAAUCAAAGAAUACAGAUGUUUGAUGCAAAUGAUAGGUUUAUGACAACUUUGAUACACAGUGGUGAGCUUGAUCACAAUGAUGAAGAUGGCGAUGAAAAUGGCGAUGGAGAUGAUGAUAGUAGUAGUUUUACAUUCAAUUGUUCAGGUCCUUGUGGUUUAACUAUUGAUUUUGAAGAAAAUAUUUUAGUAUCCUCAAUUAGAAAUGGAUUAAAAUUAUUUGAUAAAAACGGUGUCUUCAUAAAACGAAUUGAUCAUGCAGAUGAUGGAUUAAAAAUUCCAUGUGGAAUCCAUGCAAUCUCCGUUAGACCAAGAAGAGUAGCAGUAGCAGACCACAUUGCCAACAACAUUAAAAUAUUCAAUUAUUAAAAUGACAUUGAAUUGCAUGAAUUAUAGCAUCAUAAAAAUGAUCUAUUUUAAUACGUUUACAUUAAUAUGAUUGGUUUUAUCAUGGAGGUUAUACAUACAGUAUAUAUAUAUACCAUGGGGAAUCCAUGCAACCUCCAAGACACUAAGAGCAGCAGUAGCUGACUAUAAGUGCAAACAAUGUUAAAACUUUCAAUAAUUAAAAUGACAUUUAAAUGCAUGAACCAUAGUAGGGAGUUUCGAUGGACGACUUUAACCUUAACUUGAAUGGAUGACAUCAUAAUUUAUUCAUCUUACGUUGCUGAGUAUGUUAAUUUCAGAAUUUUUACUUGGUCUAUGUACGUUAGUUACAGGUUUGCGCAUGCAUAUUUUGAUUUGUUUACAAAAAGGGGCGGAGCAAUCACACUGCAUGAUGGGUACUAACGUUAAAGUUAAGGUUAAUGUCGUGCAUCAAAAACUCCCUAUUAUCAUAACAAUGUAAUAUAAAUUUCAUAUCUAAUAUGGUACAUUUCGAUAUGAUUAUUUUUAUCACGUAGUUUAUAUGAGGCUUGUCAUCCCAACUGUGACUAAUUGUUAAACUGAGCAACCAGCAUCAAGAAAAGUCUCUUUAGCAAAGAGAAUCCGUAUCUAUUCUUAACUUUAGCAAU
Anneissia japonica is the source of this 3053-nucleotide messenger RNA. Its product is annotated as RING finger protein nhl-1-like. The transcript is spliced from 3 exons. The coding region runs from base 190 to 2409 and encodes 739 amino acids. Gene Ontology annotation, molecular function: protein binding; ubiquitin-protein transferase activity; zinc ion binding. Gene Ontology annotation, biological process: positive regulation of DNA-templated transcription. Gene Ontology annotation, cellular component: chromatin; nucleoplasm. NCBI's taxonomy places the organism in Eukaryota, Metazoa, Echinodermata, Crinoidea, Comatulida, Comatulidae. The record is from RefSeq and is a predicted model, not a curated record.